GCGAGGACCCCUCCCCCCACCCCCGGGCGCCGCUCCCUCCUCGGCCGCCUCCUUCAACCUUGGUCCCGCCGCCGGCCCAGGCCCCCCGAGCGAGGCGGCUGCAGCACCCGGCUCCCCGCGGCGCUCGGACCGCGCCUCCGCUCGCCAUGACCUUACUGACCGCCGGCCGCCGGGCGGCCGCGCGCCUGCUGGGCGCCAAGAAUGCACCAUGUAUCUUCGCUGCCCGACACGCCAGCUCUGCUUCCACGAACCUGAAAGACGUCCUGGCCAACUUGGUUCCCAAGGAGCAGUCGAGAAUCAAGAGCUUCAGGCAGCAAUAUGGCAACACGGUCAUCGGGCAAGUCACUGUGGAGAUGGUGUACGGCGGGAUGAGAGGCAUGAAGGGGUUAAUAUACGAGACCUCUGUCCUGGACCCCGAUGAGGGCAUCCGCUUCCGCGGGUACAGCAUCCCCGAGUGCCAGAAGCUGCUGCCCAAAGCCCCAGGAGGGGAGGAGCCCCUGCCCGAGGGCCUGUUCUGGCUGCUUCUGACCGGAGACAUCCCCACUCAGGAACAGGUGAGCUGGGUCUCCCAAGAGUGGGCCAAGAGGGCGGCUCUGCCCUCCCACGUGGUGACCAUGCUGGACAAUUUCCCCACCAACCUGCACCCCAUGUCCCAGCUCAGCGCCGCCAUCACCGCCCUCAACAGCGAGAGCAGCUUCGCCCGGGCCUACUCCGAGGGCAUCAACCGGGCCAAGUACUGGGAGUUCAUCUACGAGGACUCCAUGGACCUGAUCGCCAAGCUACCUUGCAUCGCCGCCAAGAUCUACCGCAACCUGUACCGCGAGGGCAGCAGCAUCGGGGCCAUCGACCCCAGCCUGGACUGGUCCCAUAACUUCACCAACAUGCUGGGCUACAGCGACCCCCAGUUCAUCGAGCUCAUGCGGCUCUACCUCACCAUCCACAGUGAUCACGAGGGCGGGAACGUCAGCGCCCACACCAGCCACCUGGUGGGCAGCGCCCUCUCCGACCCGUACCUCGCCUUCGCCGCGGCCAUGAACGGCCUGGCCGGGCCGCUGCACGGCCUCGCCAAUCAGGAGGUGCUGGUGUGGCUGACAAACCUGCAGAAGGAGCUGGGCCAGGACGUGCCUGAUGAGAAGCUGCGAGAUUUCAUCUGGAACACGCUGAACUCCGGCCGGGUGGUCCCCGGCUACGGCCAUGCCGUGCUGAGGAAGACGGACCCCCGCUACACCUGCCAGCGGGAGUUUGCCCUCAAGCACCUCCCCAAGGACCCCAUGUUCAAACUGGUGGCGCAGCUCUACAAGAUCGUCCCCAACGUGCUCCUGGAGCAGGGCAAGGCCAAGAACCCCUGGCCCAACGUGGACGCGCACAGCGGGGUGCUGCUGCAGUAUUACGGCAUGAAGGAGAUGAAUUACUACACGGUGCUGUUUGGCGUCUCGCGGGCCCUGGGCGUCCUGGCCCAACUCAUCUGGAGCCGGGCGCUCGGCUUCCCGCUGGAGAGACCCAAGUCCAUGAGCACGGACGGCCUCAUGCAGCUCGUGGGCUUCAAAUCGGGUUAAAGGAAGGGAUGGGAUGUGGGGGGGGGAGCCCGCGCUUGCCAGCUGUCCAGGGGCUGUUUAAAGAGACAGUACACCUUUUCCCUUCCAAGGGCCUCGGCCAGACGCUAGAAUUAAACCUUUCUCUGAGGCACUGA
This is a messenger RNA of Malaclemys terrapin pileata, 1690 nucleotides long. RefSeq names its product citrate synthase (gene CS). The record is from RefSeq and is a predicted model, not a curated record. NCBI's taxonomy places the organism in Eukaryota, Metazoa, Chordata, Testudines, Emydidae. Gene Ontology annotation, biological process: citrate metabolic process; carbohydrate metabolic process; tricarboxylic acid cycle. The coding region runs from base 147 to 1556 and encodes 469 amino acids. The transcript has 11 exons. Gene Ontology annotation, cellular component: mitochondrial matrix.